Cylas formicarius (sweet potato weevil) is the source of this 1600-nucleotide messenger RNA. RefSeq names its product protein Mo25 (gene Mo25). Gene Ontology annotation, molecular function: protein serine/threonine kinase activator activity. The transcript has 4 exons. Gene Ontology annotation, biological process: intracellular signal transduction. The record is from RefSeq and is a predicted model, not a curated record. The coding region runs from base 228 to 1238 and encodes 336 amino acids. NCBI's taxonomy places the organism in Eukaryota, Metazoa, Arthropoda, Insecta, Coleoptera, Brentidae.
GGCAGUUGUGAAAUAACAUCAUGUGCUGGCAUUUAGGUUGUCAAAGAUAUUGUGAAAAUUUGACUGUUUUAUGCUCUUAAAUUUACAAAAUACAUAAGUUUUGAAGAGACUGAAAUUUGUCAAAAAAUGUACGAGCUCGUAGUCUGAUUUAACACUUCCUACGUAUGAAAUUUAAAAGUUAGUCCAUAACAAACACCAUUAAUACCCCACAUAGGCUCAAGACAAAAAUGCCUUUUUUUGGAAAAUCGCAAAAAGGACCCGCCGAAGUGGUGAAAACUUUAAAGGAGGCACUUCACGCACUAGAGAAAGGAGAGAAAAAAGCUGAGAAAGCACAAGAAGAUGUUUCAAAAAACUUAGUGCUAAUAAAAAAUAUGUUGUAUGGCACCUCUGAUUCAGAACCACAAACUGAUAUCAUAGUCGCGCAGCUUGCUCAAGAGCUCUAUAACAAUAAUUUGUUGCUACUGCUAAUUCAAAACUUGGGUCGUAUUGAUUUUGAGGGAAAAAAAGAUGUAGCUCAAGUUUUUAAUAAUAUCCUGAGAAGACAAAUAGGAACAAGAUCUCCCACUGUGGAAUACAUAUGUACUAAACCAGAAAUUUUAUUUACACUUAUGCGCGGUUAUGAGCAUCAAGAAAUUGCCUUAAACUGUGGAACUAUGUUGAGAGAAUGUGCUCGGUAUGAGGCCUUGGCAAAAAUAAUGCUGUAUUCUGAAGAUUUUUAUAAUUUUUUUGAUUAUGUGGAGGUGUCAACUUUUGAUAUUGCUUCAGACGCUUUUUCAACUUUUAAAGAAUUGUUAACAAGGCACAAGAUGUUAUGUGCUGAAUUUUUAGAAGUUAAUUAUGAUAAAGUGUUUAAUCAUUACCAAAAGCUUUUAAAUUCUGAAAACUAUGUCACAAGACGCCAAAGUCUUAAGUUGCUGGGUGAACUAUUACUCGAUAGGCAUAACUUUACUGUUAUGACGAGGUAUAUAUCAAAUCCCAAUAACUUGAAACUUAUGAUGAAUAUGCUAAAAGAGCGGUCUAGAAAUAUCCAGUUUGAGGCCUUCCAUGUUUUUAAGGUAUUUGUAGCAAAUCCAAAUAAACCAAAACCAAUUCUAGAUAUUUUAUUAAGAAAUCAAGACAAAUUGGUAGAAUUUUUAAUGAGAUUUCACACAGAUCGGGCAGAAGAUGAACAAUUUAAUGAUGAGAAAGCUUAUCUGAUUAGGCAAAUCAAAGAGCUUAAACCACUACCAGUACAUUAAUUUAGUAUUUCAUCUAAUUUUUUUUUAUGAAUAUAAUUUUUGAUUGUAAUAUUUUGUUGACAUAUUUCCAUUUUUUAUUAUAGUUAUUAUUAUUACUACAGUACGACAAAAAUACAAUCGUUAAUUACAAAAUUAUAAUGCUUGCUGUAUUAAAAUAAAAUAUAUUUACUAUUUAUCUCAGCUUAAAGAGUAUUAAUUAAUAGCAUCUAUAAUUCGAGACUAGUUAGAACUUAAUUUAUUAGAUUUUUGUCGUAUUAUUCCGUAUAAUUUGCCAAGGCUACAAAACAUCUUUUCUAUUUUGUAAAUAUUAGCAUCAAAAUUAUGGUAAAGUUGUAUCAGAAAUAAAUAAGUUUUACUUUGUU